AUGCUUGGAUUAGAGUGCUGUGGACACGAAAUUGAUGAGUUUUUUGCGGAAUUGGACAAGGAAUUUGAGGCAAGGCAAAAUCAACGUAAUCUUGAAAGGUCUUUUGAUAAAAAUAGCUCCGAACUACUACAGAAGUCAGGUGAUUUAAAUACAGCGAAACUUAAAUCGCAUUAUAUAGGAAUGAUCGCUAAUUUUAAACCUGAUGAUUAUUCGAUCGAGACUGACAGUGAAUACGUUUCCAGUGAUGAUCUUGAUUUCUCCGAUUCAGAUCGUGAAGAGAAGGAGAUCGAUAAAAGAAAACAUGGAUAUGAUUAUGAUGGUGAUUAUGAACCGAGUAAUAGCUCUACUGUUUCCUCCGAUUCGGAUAAUCAACAAAAAAAGGAUGAAGAAGAUUCUUCAAUGUUGCUAAAUCAAGAACAAUUACCGACUGUCAUAGUUACAAACCCUAUCACCCAAACCCCGGGGACUCCACUUCCAAGACAUAAUGUUAAUCAUAUACAAGCUACUCCUCAAAAGUCCGUGCUUUUUAAGGAAUCCGUUACCUAUCUACAAAAUCAUAUAAAGAUAAAUGUAAAUAAUCAAGGAAUAAUCAUAAAGGACAAUCAUACUUCAGCAGAAAUUUCUAGUGUAAUUCGUAAUUGGCUUGUAACAGUGUUAUCAGUAAAUUAUCAUUAA
Acaulospora colombiana is the source of this 675-nucleotide messenger RNA. NCBI's taxonomy places the organism in Eukaryota, Fungi, Glomeromycota, Glomeromycetes, Diversisporales, Acaulosporaceae. The record is from the annotation of a GenBank genome assembly.